Nematostella vectensis (starlet sea anemone) is the source of this 5255-nucleotide messenger RNA. RefSeq lists its product as uncharacterized. The transcript is spliced from 3 exons. The record is from RefSeq and is a predicted model, not a curated record. The coding region runs from base 2387 to 3658 and encodes 423 amino acids. NCBI's taxonomy places the organism in Eukaryota, Metazoa, Cnidaria, Anthozoa, Actiniaria, Edwardsiidae.
UAAAAGCUGUCAACACUGAUGCUCUUAUCUGACAAGAAUCAAAGAAGGUCAAUUUAUACACCGCUGCACAAUACCCAGUCAAACAUAAGUAUUCACUUACAUAAGCAAGUAAUUGAAAUAUGUUCAAUCAAAUGAGAAAUCAAGUGAAAAAAGCAUUAGAUAAUUUUUAGGUGGAUGUUUUUUUCUUGCAAAUAUACAAAGAUGUUAAAAAAAGGAUGGUUAAUCUAUAUACUUCAAAAGAGCUCUUUUUGAUCUGGUCAAGAAGAGAUGAGUAAGCAUGACUCAUGUGCAGCCAUGAAAAAGUUUCCGUGCCCUUUGUCGGAUCUUCCUCGAUCUAUUUUCGUUUUCCGACUAAAUGUUCGGUAUGUUACUCGGCCCUUUUACCGCGAUUUAAACUAUGGAAAAUAGCGACGGCUUUUAUAGUAUUUCAUGUCAUUAUGGUUCCUUUUUUAUUUUUGUUUAAUUAUUCUAUUCUAUGAUUGACCGCUGACCCACAAGGCAAUCAAUGACGGGUGGCUCACCCUAAUACUCAAAGGGCGAGCCCGCGGGAAACCUGUGGUAAUCUGGGAAGGGGUCUGGAGGGAUAGUGUUCGAAGGGGGGGAAGGGGGUACCUGGGUUUGACAUGGAAUACAGGGAAAAAUGAUACAAACAGUUAUAUUAUAUAAAAAUAUAUUAUAUUUUAUAAUGUAAAAUGUCUUUUAUUAAGCAAUCGAUUUAUAUAUGUAGCACUUGUCACGCGAAUUCAUGUGAAAAAAACACAUCCACUCAAAAGUGGGAGGGAGCUUGCAUCCCCUAAAACCUUCCCAGCAUGCUGUUCGCUUAUCAGCUCGACCCAAUCCGCCGCGAAAGGUAAGAACGGGGAAUAAGACAGGAGAUGUGUGCUUUCUGCUUGAAUUGACCUCAUUUCAUUAACAAUAGCAAAAUACCAAACAUUAUUGUUAUUUUUUAUUUUUACUGCUUUACCAUCAGCUUCCGCACCUGCUGUACUAACCGGUCAGUCCGGUAAUCCACGUUUGCUGUGGCUUCGUCUAUAACUAUGAGUUUGCUAUUCUGUAGUAAUGCUCGCGCAAGACAUAGUAGCUGUCGCUCUCCCACACUAAAACCAGAACCGGACUCGCCCAGACGGUGCUCCAGCUUUCCUGGUAAACCCUCCAAGCAUUUCUUCAUCUGCACAUUAUUUAAAGCCGUUUAGAUUCCCUGGUCUCUAAAACGGCCAGUUCUUCCUUACACUUCCAAAAAAUUUCAAAAGGCGUCCGAGUAAUGACUGAUAUGGCUCUCUGAGAAUCUUGGAUAUUUGGACCGCCAAGAUCUAUUCCGUCAAACACGAUCCUUCGCUUUGGCUUCCGAAUGCGAAAUAGCGCCUCAAGGCUGACACCAUCUAAGACUCGAGUCAUGGUCAUGUGUAAGCAUGUGGGUCCGAAUGUUGGUUUUGCAUUCAUCUUACAGGAGUCGUUUGCUAAAACUUUCAAACACAGUCUUUAAACAUUUAACACCUUAUAUGCAUCAAACACAUCGAACAUCGAAUACAUCUAUCAUCUCUUACCUUAAGAUAUACCCCAAAAAGCCAACACAAAAACGAUUGCUGGAGCAGAAAGACCCGCGCGGAAGUACUACCAGUACAGCCCCCAUUCGACCACACCCCAGGCCCUAACUAGUGCGCUAGUGUUGUUAGCAGCGCACGCUAGUGGUCGUUUCGUUAGCAGUAAUAACACGUCGCCCAUAAAUGUAAUAACUUAGAAUUUUGACUCGUAGAAACAUCAUUAGGCAAACAAACUGGCCCGGCGUCAACAACAGCUUUAUCGUGGAGAAUGUCUGAAACAGAGGGCUGUCACGUGACGCCUGAGGACGAGGCUGCUCGCACCAGACCACCGCAUCCAUCACUUUUCCCAGCAAGCACCUAGGGCUCACGUAGUAACCACGUGACCAACAGCAUCACAUCAACCUUGUCGUAUUAUUGUGUAAUUUUUUAGUUAUUUUAUUCUCCUUUUUUUACGUCCUGGUGAGAACUAUAUGCUCACGUGAAAUAUGAAAGUCCGGUUUUACUUGAGUUUCUUUUAUUGGUAUGAAAUGAUGGUUAAAAUCAGGGAUGAAAGGUAAUGUUCCAGAAAAAAUCCUACCAAAUCCCUUUAUCUCGAAUGAUUUUCCCUCUUAAAAAUUUCUAACCCCAAAUCCCAAUUGUUUUCUCUCGAACUUCCGUAUCUCGGUAUCGUUUCAAAAACCCAUUGUAUGGACGCCUCAGAUGUGGAAACUUGAAUUUUAUCCAUUACGUAUUUCAUUCAUAUUUAAUAUUUUAUAUUUGCGUGAAUAGUAGCUAUGGAUGCGCUAUCGAGGAUAUCCCGUGCUUCAUUUUGAAAGCACUCUUUAGUUAAGCCACUCCAUACCAUUAUGCUCUCUCAGCAUGGGCUCCAUGUAGGAUCUCCCUGUAACAAUGAGUCAGGUGCCACAAGAUGUGAAAUCGCGUUGCUAAGUGGACCAAAGUUUUGUUCAACGCUGACUUUAAAUCAGUUAGUUUCUUCGGCGCUUUUAGCAGACAUGACAUUCCAGGGUAAGGCUACCCGUUUAAAGUCCGCAAUGCACCGCAAAACACCCGAUAACAAGUUUCUAAAUUCAAGUUUAAUGAGUGAUAGUGGUUUUGAUGAGAAUUAUGAAGUGGAUGAGAUCCUCGAAACUUUUCGUCGUCGCCAAAAGGAAGUCGCAAAUUCUGUUGCUGGGGCGAACACAGUACGAUUCAGUGAACCUGAAAAUCAGUCUGAAAGAGAAUCCGUCUCACAGUGUAACAAGAAUCACUGUGAUUACAGAUCAGAUAGCAGCUUAUACUACCAGGAAGUCCGAGACCUCGUCCAGACACGCCUAGCGGACGCUCGUUUCGACGCGGUUGAGAAUAAGCUAGACCGGGUUCUGACAGGUAUUGGUGGUGAGAGCAAGUCACAAGACCUCUUGAUGCAACUCAUGAUGGAGCGGAUGAAGGAACUUGAGCAGAAGAUCGAGAAACAAGGAAGUUUGCCCCCCGUGUCACCCGCUACCCAAGCAGCCAACCGCAACAAGACCUCACAACAAGCAUGGCAGGACGAGACGCCCAUUUUUUGCCGUACCAGCAACUAUGUCGUAGAGAAGGCGACACAAACGCCAGGCAAGGAGCACGAAGCCGAAGGUGUUUACGUCCUCGUUUCUAAGAAAAACGACCAACCAGUCCGCAAAGUACACCAUCAAAUCACUUACGCACAGCCAGAGUUCGUAGAAGAUAGCCCCAAUCCUAAAUCACGAAACGUCUAUGUCUACUUGGAGGAAAACGGGACCGCGCGCAAAAUACGUCAACCCCCAACCCCAAUGUCCGCCCCAGUUCUCGUACAAAAGGCGCGGACAAGGAAACCGCUGAAGCUUGCGCAGGCGUACACAGGGUACCCGGAGUAUAUAAUGAACAAGGCCCCGCCCCCUGUUACAGUGCGUAAGAUGAGAAAGAAAGUUACGACAGCCUAUGAGGGGUACCCAGAAUAUAUUUGUCAAGAGACCCGGGUCCGUAUCCCGAUAUGGGACUCCGCAAAGGUUAAUAAAGAGGUCAUGUUUCUGCCCCCCAUCCCGGACCCGUAUUCCAAGAGGCGGCCACGUGACGCUGGGACACCGAGCAGGCACAUGUUCACCGGAAACAAAAACCGCUGACCUGGUAAGUGCUGACUUUGUAAGAGCUUAGAGUGGUGAAGUAGGCGGGAUUUGCUCCUCAAAUAUUAAUUAUAAAAUUCGGCCUAGAAAAGCUACUUUGGACUUAAACAUGAUCGUGUCGGAUAAGGGGAGUCUAGAGAGCUCGAUCUCUCUUCUCCCCCUUCGGACUGAAGGCAUGUAUUGGAGCCCCCACUACCGGAGGACUAGAAACCUGCCCCUUCGGACUGAAGGCAUGUAUUGGAGCCCCACUACCAGAGGACUAGAAACCUGCCCCUUCGGACUGAAGGCAUGUAUUGGAGCCCCACUACCAGAGGACUAGAAACCUGCCCCUUCGGACUGAAGGCAUGUAUCGGAGCCCCACUACCAGAGGACUAGAAACCUGCCCCUUCGGACUGAAGGCAUGUAUUGGAGCCCCCACUACCAGAGGACUAGAAACCUGCCCCUUCGGACUGAAGGCAUGUAUGGGAGCCCCACUACCGGAGGACUAGAAACCUGCCCCUUCGGACUGAAGGCCUGUAUUGGAGCCCCACUACCGGAGGACUAGAAACCUGCCCCUUCGGACUGAAGGCAUGUAUGGGAGCCCCACUACCGGAGGACUAGAAACCUGCCCCUUCGGACUGAAGGCAUGUAUUGGAGCCCCACUACCAGAGGACUAGAAACCUGCCCCUUCGGACUGAAGGCAUGUAUUGGAGCCCCACUACCGGAGGACUAGAAACCUGCCCCUUCGGACUGAAGGCAUGUAUCGGAGCCCCACUACCGGAGGACUAGAAACCUGCCCCUUCGGACUGAAGGCAUGUAUCGGAGCCCCACUACCGGAGGACUAGAAACCUGCCCCUUCGGACUGAAGGCAUGUAUUGGAGCCCCACUACCGGAGGACUAGAAACCUGCCCCUUCGGACUGAAGGCAUGUAUUGGAGCCCCACUACCGGAGGACUAGAAACCUGCCCCUUCGGACUGAAGGCAUGUAUUGGAGCCCCACUACCAGAGGACUAGAAACCUGCCCCUUCGGACUGAAGGCAUGUAUCGGAGCCCCACUACCGGAGGACUAGAAACCUGCAAGAAAAGAAAAGGAGAAGUGGGGACGAGGAGUUUGACGCUUCCAGUUUCGGCGCCUUUUUCUCUUUGGUGUAAAUGUGAACAAAGAGGGAGAGCUAAUGAUGAUAAGUAUUUAUAUGAUUGGAUUCUUGUACUUAAAAGAAAUGGAUUUUGGGAUAAAUUCAUAUUUUUAAUGCACGAAAGAAAUAUAUGGAAGUUAGCACAUGCACAAUAAAUAUGUACAAAGACGCAACAAAAACACGCAUGCGAGCAUUCUGACCCAGAGAAAAUCAUACAUGAAGCAAGGAAACUACAUGGCUAACACAAAUUAUGCUUGUAUUUUUCUUAAGAUGUCAUAUAUGUUAAUACAUUUCUAUAAAAAAUAAUCUUCGUACUAAAUUAAAACUCAUCAAAACCUCCUUGGCUGAAUUUUUGUUCAGGUUUUUUAGUGGUCCAGGUGAAAUGUUUGUCGGAAAUACUGAACACAGUAUUAUAGCGACUCACUGAUGUAUCUAUUAACAAUUCUGACAACAUAAAUUUCCAAUAAACAUUAAUGAUCGCCA